CCGCGGCGGCCGCGGCCGCGCGUCUCCGCGUGUCUCCGCGUGUGCGUGGCCUGCGCAGGUACCGGUACCUGUCCCUGCGCGUCCUGCACACACACCUGCACAGCCGCCCCGCACGCCCGCGGCAUGCUGGCGCUCAGCGCCGCACGCCGCCUGCUCCGCUCGCCCGGGGACUUGCUGCUGCCGCUGCCGCCGCCGGGGCUCGCCUGCAUGUGGGCUGCCGGUGCCCGCGGCUGCAGCGCGGCCGCCGCCGACCCGCCGAACCCGGUGGUGUACUUGGACGUGGGCGCCGAUAACCAGCCGCUGGGACGCGUCGUGCUGGAGCUGAAAGCUGACGUAGUUCCUAAGACAGCAGAAAACUUUAGAGCUCUUUGUACCGGUGAAAAAGGAUUCGGCUAUAAAGGAUCCACCUUUCACAGAGUGAUUCCUUCAUUUAUGUGCCAGGGUGGUGACUUCACAAAUCACAACGGAACUGGUGGAAAAUCCAUUUAUGGCAGUCGGUUUCCAGAUGAAAAUUUCAUACUGAAGCAUGUAGGACCUGGUGUUCUUUCAAUGGCCAAUGCAGGACCCAACACAAAUGGAUCUCAGUUCUUCAUUUGCACUGCCAAAACUGAUUGGCUUGAUGGCAAACAUGUUGUUUUUGGACAUGUAAAGGAAGGAAUGGAUGUCGUGAAAAAAAUUGAGAGCUUUGGUUCCAAGAGUGGAAAAACCUCCAAAAAGAUUGUCAUUACUGACUGUGGCCAGCUGUCCUAGCCUUUGGCCCUUCCCUUCAGGACAACCUCAAUGCUGUGAAAAGUGAAUCAUGGAAAGCACCAAACAUUUCCGAUCCCUUGAGUAGCACCUAUGGAGCCAUCUUUUCUAUUUAACUUGGUCUAAUUUUUAUAUUUGCAUUGAAUAAUAAUGAUUAAAAGCAUAAAACAAUAACUGAA
Messenger RNA from Colius striatus (speckled mousebird), 926 nucleotides. RefSeq names its product peptidylprolyl isomerase F (gene PPIF). The transcript has 6 exons. The coding region runs from base 124 to 750 and encodes 208 amino acids. Gene Ontology annotation, biological process: cellular response to hydrogen peroxide; protein peptidyl-prolyl isomerization; regulation of mitochondrial membrane permeability involved in programmed necrotic cell death. NCBI's taxonomy places the organism in Eukaryota, Metazoa, Chordata, Aves, Coliiformes, Coliidae. Gene Ontology annotation, cellular component: mitochondrion. The record is from RefSeq and is a predicted model, not a curated record. Gene Ontology annotation, molecular function: peptidyl-prolyl cis-trans isomerase activity.